AUGGACCAGCAGGUGGAGGCUGGCCUGCCCCUGGGAAAUCGGCCCACGCGGCUGCCCUCCCAGUCCUCUGGAAUGGCCGGGGCCCAGCGGGGCAGAGCGCCGCAGGGAGUUCUCAGUCCGCAGGCGCCGUCUGUCAGUAAGUCGGCGGAGCUUUGCGCAGAGGGCUGUGUGUCUCUCAUUUCGUCUGCGGAGCAAUCAGAGUCAGUGACCUUCGAGGAUGUAGCCAUCUACUUCUCUGAGAACGAAUGGACCGGCCUGACCCCUUCUCAGAGGGCCCUGUACAGGAAUGUGAUGCUGGAGGAUUAUGGGGCUGUGGCUUCCCUGGCAUUUCCAUUUCCCAAGCCGGCUCUGAUUUUCAAGCUGGACGAAGCACCAUGGAGCUUGGCUCCUCAGGGAGCUCUGGAUGGAGAGGGCCCGAGGGGCAUCUCCUCAGAGUCUGUGUCCAAGAGUGAGAAAGAAGGUUUUAUUCUGAAGGAGGAUACUUUUGAGGAGGCACAGAACCACAUGAUGCUAUCAGGUGGACCCCAGUGCUGUGGUUCCCAGGAAUUCUGGUUUGGAAAGACCUGUGAAGAGGAGAAAAGCAGGUUAAGGAGAUGGCCUGCCUACCCCAAUAGGGAAAGUGUGGAGAACACUACAUAUGACAUUAUAGAAGUGAUUGUCAAGGAUGAGAUGAUCUCAGUAGAAGAGCAUUUGAAAGAUGCUGAUGUUUAUACCCAUCUUGUACCUCAGAAAAGUCUACGUGAGCAGGUAUUCUGUAUAUGUGAAGAAAGUGGCAAGUGUUUUGAUCAAAAUGAAGACUUUGAAAAACAUCAGAGAAUUCAUAAUGGGAAGAAAGUCUGUGGAUGUAAGGAAUGCGGGAAGACUUUCAGUUUCAGAUAACACUGCAUUGUACAUCAGAGGAUUCACACUGGGGUGAAACCCUACGUAUGUCAAGAAUGUUCUAAAGCCUUCGUUUGGAAGUCAAACCUGAUUGGGCACCAGAGAAUUCACACUGGAGAGAAACCCUUUGAAUGUAAGGAAUGUGGGAAGGGCUUUAGUCAGAACACAAGCCAUACACAACAUCAGUGAAUCCACACCGGGGAGAAACCAUAUACAUGUAAGGAAUGUGGGAAAAGUUUUACUCAGAGCCCAGUCCUUCUUCGACAUCAGAGAAUCCACACUGGGGAGAAAGCUUAUGAAUGUAAGUACUGUGGGAAAGGCUUCAUGCGGAACUCGGAUCUUGCUCAGCACCAAUGGGUCCACACUGGAGAGAAGCCUCAUGAAUGUAUUGACUGUGGGAGCUUCAUUUGCAAGGCACGCCUUACUCGUCAUCAAAGAAUCCAUACUGCGGAAAGACCCUAUAAAUGUAAUGACUAUGGGAAGGCCUUCAGUCAGAAUUCUGUUUUAAUUAUGCACCAGAGGUGCCAUGCUAGAGAGAAACCCUAUAACUGUCAGACUUCUCACUUUCUUGAACAUUAGAGAAUGCAUAAUGUUGAUACUUGUUUAUAAUUCUUAUGCUACAGGAACCCCAGCCACAAGAUGAGAUGACUGCCCACAGUUUGCUGCAACUGUAAUAGCCAGUGUUGUCUUGCCCCUUCUUCUGAGUGGAUACCCUGUACUCCAGCAAGACUGGUCUCUCUGUUCAGCCAUAGUCAUACUAGGCAACAUUUAGUUGAGCACCUACUCUAUGUCAGCUCCUCAGCCCGUAGCAACUGACCUCUGCACCCACCAAACUCCUUGAACUGAGGUUACUACCAGCACCUGGCUUCCUGGGCUUCAUCAUCUACAGUUGUAAAAUCAGGGCUGAAUUUGCACUUUUAGGUCUCAAAACAAGACAUUUCUGAGAAAAGUGAAUCCCGUGGUUUGGCCUCGGAGGAACGUUAAGAGACCUUCCCCAGGGACCUGGUUUUCAAGUUACCUGUGAAUCAGAGAGCAAGAUAGAGAGGGCUUCAGGAAGUCUCAUAAGGGAUGGAAUGAAGAAAAAUAAGAGAGAUUCAGCAAAGGAGGGAGUAAACAAUGAGAAAAUUCCUAUAAAAAAUAGAUGUCAUGCACAUAAGAAAUCAGAAAAAAAUGUUGGGGUCAGUUCACACAUCUGCAAUUUUCAGGUGUGUAAAGAGUGUGGCAAAGCCUUUAACUUCAACUCAGCACCAGCAAGUCAGCACUGGAGGGAAACCUUUUAGAUGCAAGGACUACAGCAAGGCCUUCAAGCAAAAAGUCAGCUUAAAUCAAUAUCAAUGGAUCCAAAAGAAAAAAAGAAAAGGAAAGAAAAAAGAAAAAGAGAACCCAAGAUCAAUGGAUCCACCCUUGGGUGAAGCCCUACAAAUGCAGAGUGUGGGAAAGGCUUCAACAAGAGUUCAGGAUUGAAGCAGCACUGAAGGCUUCAUGUUAGAGAAAAACCCUGUGAAUGUGAGAAAUGUGGGAAAGUCUUCAUUCAGAACUCAAAUUUUAUUCGUCGUUGGAGAAUUCAUCCUGGAGAGAAACUUUUAAAUGUAAUCUUGUUCUGUGUGUCCCCUUAGUGCAGUGGUGAGCUUCUCCGUAGCAGGAUUGGUCAGGAAGGUGGACUGUCCCCAAAGGAGAUGAAUAUAAGGAAUGACCUUGAGAGUGUCUGUCUUUCCUUAGAUUUUAGUUCCCGAGAGUGUUACCUUUCCCUGAGACAGGAAUAAAAGAGGUCAGAUGACGACAACAGUGUCCUUAACAGCCAGGCCCCAGCAUGGUCCACUUCCAAACUAGCUCUGAUCUCUCAUCUUGAGCAAGGGAAAGAGUCACGUUUCACCCAGCCCCAGGGACCCCUAAGCAGGAGGAACAGGAGAACAGGUUCUACAGGUAUGAACGCUAUAGAAAAAUAGUUUUGAACAUGCAGGAACCCAGAGGCUAUUAUACCCAUGAGUACUUCUUGAGAAAAUUAUGGAGUUUUAACUUCAGUCAACCCAGAAAUAAUGGAAAACUAGGGCAAAAGGGGACAGGCGUACGCAAAGAAUAUAUUUAACUGAAGAACUAAGACCGAACAAAUGCAUCUUGGCUCUGGAGAAAGCUGCGUGGCAAGAGGCGGUUGGUGACGGCAUUCUGCCUCUUAACGGCUCUGUCUGUGGUGGCUGUCACCCGCUUCCCUCCACAGCACCCAGCC
Physeter macrocephalus (sperm whale) is the source of this 3103-nucleotide messenger RNA. It is a transcript of the gene ZNF662, whose product is annotated as zinc finger protein 662. Gene Ontology annotation, biological process: regulation of DNA-templated transcription. NCBI's taxonomy places the organism in Eukaryota, Metazoa, Chordata, Mammalia, Artiodactyla, Physeteridae. The record is from RefSeq and is a predicted model, not a curated record.